Messenger RNA from Fomitopsis serialis, 2368 nucleotides. RefSeq lists its product as uncharacterized. The coding region runs from base 1 to 2292 and encodes 763 amino acids. Lineage: Eukaryota; Fungi; Basidiomycota; Agaricomycetes; Polyporales; Fomitopsidaceae. The record is from RefSeq and is a predicted model, not a curated record. The transcript is spliced from 9 exons.
AUGCUCACUGUGGCUCGUACCUCUUGGAGCAAUGCGCAACACUACUUCUUGAAGUCUGAGAUCCAAGAAGUCGCGGAUACAUGGAGGCAACUAUUGGAUGCCCGUGACCAUGUUCAGUUGGGGAAGUUCACCACCGAGCGAAUUUGGCAUGUGGCGAGGUUACAUGAGUUCCAAGAUUCGUGCAUUACUUGGCUCGAAAAGCAGCAAUCUGCGCUCCGUCGUGAGCAGGAUUGUCUCAAGAAGGAACGCUUGAACGACAUCAGCGCAAGACUCCUUGCGCUCGGCUGGGCGCCUGAACUAGAUAUGCUCAAACAGAAGGGCAGUGAACGCUUGUCAGGUCAUAGGCUUGUCUGUAUGACAAGCAAGCUCACCGAUCACGGCUGGCGGAGAAUCAAGGGCGAAAUGAUUGACUUCAUGCAAGGCAUACGAAAGCAACGUCUGGACCACGAAUUCAACGAGGCUUUGGCUAAGCGCUGGGUCGUCUUUGAGAACACAGCGAACGAGCUUCUCGAUGAAUACCUCAAUGGACACCAGGAGAUGCGGACUUAUGGGCUGAACCUUGCAGACCUAGUGCGCACACCAGAAUUUCGGGAUAUCAUGUGUGUGUGUACGGAUACACAGGUGGAUAAGCAGAGCUUUAUGGCUUUGCGGGCGCAGAUGGAGACGAUCGUGGAAGGGUGGAAGUUACGCGCAUGCGAUGCCCUCCGCCAGAUGAUACGACAUACUGCGCAGGCUUCGAUGGACCCGGGCGUGGACACGUUGAAGCUCGCGACGACAAUGUUCGAGUGCAAGCGUUGCCGGCGUUAUCUUGUUCACCCCAACCUCCUCGCACACAAGUGCUUGCGCUCCGGCCGUGCUCCUAUGUUCGCUUUCUCCAACCACCAUGGUAUAUAUGAGGCCUCUGCCCGCACGUUCUUCCCGGCAACUUUCCAAGUCCGAAGUCCAAAUUUCGAAGUUGUCUCACCCAGGUCGGCUCGCCGAAUCAUUCGAAUCUGCAAGAAAGAUCCGGAUACGGUCACAGCGAAGGAAUUGGACUCAUCGGACAUCAGGCUUGUACGAGAUGACACAAUCAUCAUGACCUGGCGUGCUGUGAUUCUGCUGUACUUUCAACCGCAAGACUUGCUCAGUGUUUCACGAACGUCCAAGGCAUUCCACGCAUUCCUGAUGAAGAAGAGCUCCGCCCGUUACUGGAAGGAAUCGUUGGAGAGACUAAAGGGCCCUCCGCCGUUCCCAAAGGACAUGAUUGAGCCUGCAUGGGUCGCUCUCCUCUUCUCUCCACAUUGCACGGGCGUACGGGACGAACUUCUGGCCCGCGCCCUGCGACAGCGUCUGACUGGUCGCUGGAGCGACUUCCAAUUCGUGUGGGAACGACCCCUUCAACAAUACAUGAUAGCACAUCCGGAGCUUUGGACUUGGGGCUUGAAAUUGGCAGAUCUCGCAUUCAUGCCAGAGUUUCGCGGGCACUUGUGUGCUCCUACGGGCAGGCUGGUAGACAGAGAUACUUUCAGAUACCUACUAAGGCAUACGGGCACAAUCGUGGAGGGGUGGAAGACACACGUAUGCGACCAAUUACGCCAACACAUGCGAGGCAAGACACGCGUUACGAAGAAGGUCGACCCGCUAGAGCUCGCAACGACGAUGUUUCGAUGCAGCGUUUGCGCGGCCUAUCUGUUCUUCCCGAACCUCCUGGCGCAUCAGUGCCAGCGCUCGUCGCCCGCUGAGCAGAACACAUUUGCGCAGUUCGUGCACAGCAAAUCGGACGGAUAUCGAUUUGAAUAUGGGAGCGCAUUCUCCCCUCGGCUUCGGGAAUACGAACCGUCGGAGCAAGCGCGCCAAAUUAUACGGUUUUGCGGCAAAGACCCGAAUACAGCUACAGCGAAGGAUAUGGACGAGCUCGACAUAAGACUCAUUCGAGGCAAAGUGAUUAUGACCUGGCGCACAGCGAUGAUUGAACAGACACAGUUCGACGACGAGAUAUCGAACUGGCGGAUCGCUGAUCCAGAAGCAAUUGCCAGGUCGAAGGAAUGUGAGAGGAAGAUAGUAGAGGAGCUUAGUUUGUGGAUCUGCAUUCCAUGCAUGCCGCAAUACUUGUACUACUCCUCGUGGCAUACAAUAAAGAAAGAUCUCGAGGUGGAUCAUGGCAUCGAGGAACCUAGCGUCGAGAAGGGACACAUGAUGUAUGCCAAGACACCUCACGACAUGUAUGGGAGCGGUGUGUUCAAGUUCAAAAUGCCGAGCUACGAGGUGCUGUGGGUGUCGGCUCGGAGUACUGGGACCAAACGCAGUUCGUGAUCUUGAUAUGGUAGCAGUUGUGUGUACUAUCAAUCUGCCUGUGGAAUGUAUGAUAUAGAUAUAGGACGUGUUUUGC